AUGGCUUCUGUCUAUCUUCAUGAAUUUAGGAGAUUUUGGGGGCUCAACAUCCCUCUUUCCCGCGGCUACGCAGUGAGGGCUUCCACUCUUAGUUUGCUGUUUUUCUUCCUUUUCUUUCCUCUUCCUUGGCUGAAUCUGAUGAAGGAAAGGAGGUGCAAAUGUAUGCUGGUCCAAGGGAUGCUUCUGACAGCAUGCAGGAUGGUAUUCAUCGGUUCUUUGGAUGUCUCUGGCUUGGGACUGGUUUCCAGCAGCUUACUUAAGGAGCCUGCCAUCUACUCCUUCACACAUCGGUUUCCAAAAUUUCCUUCUCCUUUCCACGCUCCAGACCAAAACUUCCCUCUAACUCUCCUCCCUUCGUUCUUCUUCUUUCUUCUCCAUAAAUUCAAAUAUACUGAAAGAGUGAAGUCAGGCCAAAAUUGUUUACCUCCAGCCGCUGAGAAGAAGACCCAAGUCGAACCCGACCCCGUCGUUCCAUCUUCGUUCCAAAGGAGCCCGUUCGUCGCUGCUGGAAAGAUGUUGUCUUUUGUUUUGGCAGCCAAAUACCCAAAACCCCUUUUCUACCCAUCUUGUUUCCACUGCACCAAUAGUGCUCACGGAGUGGGUGCUAGCAAGGAAGGGUCUGCGCCAUUGUCUAGGUUUCUUCCUUCGUUGAUUUUGCUCGAGCUGCCGGAAAGGUACACGCAUUUUGGGCAUAGGGACUUGCUUGUCCUGCUUGUUGAUCACAAAGCGAGACUCUUACUUGUCAUGAGCUUGAAUUUUAAAUUGCAUGUACCCAUUAUGGCAUCCGGUAAUCCACCAUUUAUCAUAAGGGAUCAUCUUUACUCCGUAGAUGACAGGUUGAAGAGAGGGAGACCUCCUCCUUUGCUCAAGGGUGCCGACGAGGAUGUAAUCAUUGAUGAAGAACCAGCGCCAGAAGCUACUUCAGUGAUUGAUCCUGCAUCCGUAUCAAGGUGCUGCAUAGAAAGGGGUCUGUUUCCGGCAGUUCCUUUGUUCUUUCAAUAUCCCUGCAGCAUCAGCAAGGGUUGGUCGGAGUGGGUUGAUGCUGAACUGAAGAGCCCAUCUACCCGUGAUAUCCUAAGCCGGGCAGGCGUGUUGGAAGCCAUCUUUGCUUCUAAGGCUUGCGACAUCCAUAUUGAAGCCAAGACGCUUCGACACUUGGUUAGACGGUGGAGCACUGAGACGCACACUUUUAUUUGUUCGUGGGGAGAGUUCACUCCCACGCUUGAGGAUGUAGCUAAUAUUUUCCAUCUCCCACUUUGCGGCAGCCAAGACCCUUUCCAUAUUGCAUUAACCCCGGAAGAUGGGCUAAAGCUUGAAACUUUGCGGAAGGGUGCUCCGACCUCUCCUAGUACCUCUCUGAGAUUCAGUAAUUGGAUUCAGUUUUUCGGGAACAGUGAUCGAGACGAGCCGUGUCGCCUUGCUGCGUUCGUGUCCUUGUGGCUCGGGAGGUUCCUCUUUUGUGAUUUUUCUCAAGACUGCUUGCAUGGGAGAGUGUUUCCGUUGGCUUUGGCAAUAGCACGAGGUAGCAUGAUCCCUUUAGCCCCCAUGUUCUUGGGGCACUUAUAUCGCUUGCUUGACCAGAUUCAAUUUCUUGAGAAGGGGGCGGCCGGAACCAUGGCUGUGGAGACUUUUGUAAAUUCCAGUUUUCUGCAGAUCUUUUUAUGGGAACGCUUCAAAGGGAUAGAGGUAUCUCCACUCCCUUAUUCAAAGGCUGAGUCACUGGUUGCUUCGGACGAGGAUUCCUACGUGCCGGGUAGUCUUCCUCUGAUCUGUAGAUGGUUCCGUCGCAUGCAACGGAAGGGCCAAAAUUUUUUAGAGCUGCUGGACGAUGUUGAGCAAUUUAUUUUUCGCCCCUAUUGUGCCUCAUCAGAGGGCUUUAGAAGUAUGCCCUUCUAUGCUGAUUCUGCUGCUUUAAUGGAGGCCCUGGCCAUGCCAACACAAGGUUGUCGGUUACGCAGAGAGGCAUUGUUGAGUGCCGCAUGCCUCCCUCUGCCCACAUUCGGUGAUGACCACUUGGAGACUUCUGUGCAUUAUUCCCCUUACCGGGUUAGACGACAGCUUGGGUUUGACCAAGGUGUGCCCUCUCGUCCCAACCAUGGAGAUUCCUUGAGCUUGCACAGGGUUUUCUGGACUGGUGACAGCGUGCCGGGAGACGGCAGGCCUCUUGCCCUUGCUCUGGCCAGCCGGAAGCGCGUUGGUGGUCUCUCAAAGGCCUACCAAAAUUAUUGGAACCGCUGCUUUGCCUCGUUCAGCCGAUUCCAUGCUGCCCAUUGUGAUAGCUUGAUUCCCACCGUCAUUCAUCAUGCCCGUUUAGUGUCGGAAGAGAAAGCCAUUUCCUUGAGCGAGAAGCGAAAUCUGCCCUUUAUCUCCAAGAGUGGAGAAAUUGUUGGUGAUUUUUCGAAGCUAAAGCGGAAGUUGGAAAAGUCGGGUUCUCAUAGUGCCGGGAAGAGUGUUGCACAUGGGAAACGGAAGCGUGAGGAAAGCUGCAGCGCCGAGAAAAGGCAAGCUGUGAAAGAACCGAAAAGGUUCAUCCCCAAGGUAGCGGCAGGUGGUCCUCCCAGCUCAAGAAAGGUUGCCUUGCCCGAGUCCUUACAGCAGCAGCCUACAGCUUCCGGCAGCAGCGAGCGAGCAGCUCUAAAGCUUCAUCUCCUCACAGUAAGUACUUCCCAAAGUAAAGGCAAGGGUAAGGGGUUUUCCGUGACCCCGAAACGUCGAAGCAUGCGUAUUCUUGAAACGCGGUUUGCUAAUACCCGAAAGAAUAAGGGUGAAGACUCGGGACCCAAAGUAGUGGUGACGGUUGAUGAUAACAGUGAUGAUGAUAGUGAUGGCGAUGGCGCUGCGGGAACUGAGGCUAACAUUCAUGAGCAAGAGAGUGCUCACGAUACGAGUGGCAUGGACGAGGACUUUGAUGAAGGCCAAUACGAUAGUCACGACGAAGACACCUAUCCGGCUUUCGGCACUAGCUUGGGGGAGUUCGAUGACCCAGAUACGACUCCUGCUUUGACUGGCGAUCAUGGACAGCGUGUCGAUAUUGAACUGGUCGUGCCCGCCAUUGAAGGCACGAUAGGUGCUUCAUCGGAGGCUGAUUUUGCCCUUCCCACUACUGUCGCUGAAGUUGUCCUGAGCCUUCCGGCAGUGCAACCUCCUCCUUCUCCUGACCCAUGUACCUCUGACAUGGCUGCUGAUGCCUCUCCACUACUUCCAACAGUUCCUCCUCCUAUUUCUCCAAUUCCGAACGUACCUGCCAUAGCUUCCGGCACUGCUCUACUUCUUCCAGCAGCACAUCCCCUUACUCUCCCAAUCUCGAGCACACCUGACAUAGCUUCCGGCACCACUCCACCUCUUCCAGCAGCACAUCUCUGUGAUAAGAAUGUUGGUGCUUUUAUCGCAGGUUCCUCAAAAGGGCCUUCAUUCGAGAAAGGCAUGUCUUGGCAAGAUUGGGAGAAUUCCUACACGGCAUUCAAAGCCUUCUUUGAUGGUGGUGUCACCAUUCUUAGAUCCAUUGAUGAACUUCUUCCGCUUUGCCACAGAUUCGAUGGUUAUGCAACAUUCCAAGGCGCCCUUGUGUAUCCAGAGACGGUUGGAGCCUUGAAAAAGUUCAUGGACAAAUACGGGAGUUUGCUGGAAGCUACAGAUGUCACCUCCUCUUUCUCAAGGGGUACUGCCCUUCGAGCGCUUGGCUUAGUACUUCAUGGGAUGGACACCAUGCAACUCCUUGAUAUUACAGAUCAUAAACUGCUCUCACGUGCCGUUUUUGGAGCACGGGCCAUUCGUAGUAUGCAAUUAUCGCAUGAUUCCGAUGAAGUAAAAGCCGCUGCAGACGCCUUGAAUAUUAAACAGCAAGAGUUGGAAAACCAGCGCCGGGAGAUGCAUGCCCUUCUUCUUGCUAAGGGAGUUUCUGUUGACAGCGCUGAGUGCGUGACGGAGGCAGCAGCCAGAUUAUCUCCUGGGGCUUCCUUUGUUCUUUUCGGACAUUCCCCAUAG
Molecule: messenger RNA, 3984 nt
Organism: Prunus armeniaca (apricot)
Lineage: Eukaryota; Viridiplantae; Streptophyta; Magnoliopsida; Rosales; Rosaceae
Source: the annotation of a GenBank genome assembly